Macadamia integrifolia is the source of this 533-nucleotide messenger RNA. RefSeq lists its product as uncharacterized. The record is from RefSeq and is a predicted model, not a curated record. The coding region runs from base 97 to 381 and encodes 94 amino acids. The transcript is spliced from 2 exons. NCBI's taxonomy places the organism in Eukaryota, Viridiplantae, Streptophyta, Magnoliopsida, Proteales, Proteaceae.
CGGCGGUAACAGCCCAUCUCUUUAGUGUGAAGCCUGACGGAAACCCCAUAUGUACAGAGGGGUAGAGGGAAGAAGGGACUCGAUUUCGCUAGGGAAAUGGCCGGCCAAGAGCCUGUGAAGCAGCUUGAAGACUGCUCUGUUUCGAAUGCACUGGGAACAUGGGUAUUCUCUGUGGCUGGGGCAUUGCUUGCAAUUCCAGUAGGGAUACGACGGAAGUCUCUGGCACCCCUGGUAUUUUUUGGCACAACUGGUACCAUGCUUGAUAUUAUCAUGGGAAUCAGCCAAUGUGAAAGGGAACAUGCAGAACGCCAAAUGAAGCUUCUGGAAGCUGAAAAUGUUGCAACUGAAGGUUCUUUAGUACAGUCAGUGAGUGAGUCAUGAUAAGUUUGGUCUCUUACAUUCCGUGUUCUAGUGUGACUGCUCUGGUUAACUUCCUUGCCAUGUGUAUCUAAGUUUGUGAAUUAACUUUGUUCAACUAGUUCUACUCAGAUUACUUAGUGCUUUAAAAUCUCCCCUUUCGAUUUUUAUGGUCA